GAUCAAGCUGUGAACGUGAUUUGCUGGAAGCUGGUCAUUAGUGUUAGAAAUCUGGUCUUAUUUAUUUGGUCCUUCACCCUACCAUGACUAUUCAAUUAUUAUUAUUGACUUUUCAUCUUUUUUCAGGUUGACGAUGUGUCAAACCGUGUAAGGGAAUCGCAUGGAGAUGGGCAUUCCGAACUGUUAAUGGGGACAUGGGACUCCAGUUGUCUCUGAUCACUUGUGUGGAUUUUCCUGGUGUAGAACGACAGAAGCCGCUAGUAAGUCGCCAAGACCUACGGCAGGAAUUCUGCACGAAAGGGCAUCACACCUUGUUAUUUUAAUUUGCGUCUGGGAGAAUGUCUGAGCCAGGAGACCUGAGUCAGGCAGUAGUGGAGGAGGGCGGGACGGAGCAGGAAUCGGCCACUCCAGAGAACGGGAUUGUGAAAUCGGAGAGUCUGGAUGAAGAGGAGAAGCUGGAACUGCAGAGGCGGCUGGCAGCUCAGAAUCAAGAAAGAAGAAAAUCCAAGUCAGGAGCAGGAAAAGGUAAACUGACUCGCAGUCUUGCUGUCUGUGAAGAAUCUGCUAGACCAGGAGGUGAAAGUCUUCAGGAUCAGGAAUCAAUUCAUUUACAGCUUUCCAGUUUUCCCAGCCUGCAAGAGGAUGAUAAAUCUAGGAAAGAUGACUCAGAAAGAGAAAAAGAAAAGGAUAAAAACAAAGAUAAAACCUCUGAAAAACCCAAGAUCAGAAUGUUAUCAAAAGAUUGCAGCCAAGAGUACACGGAUUCUACUGGCAUAGACUUGCAUGAGUUUCUGAUUAACACUUUAAAGAAUAAUUCCAGGGACAGGAUGAUACUCUUGAAAAUGGAGCAGGAAAUUAUUGAUUUCAUUGGUGACAACAAUAAUCAUUAUAAAAAGUUCCCUCAGAUGUCAUCCUAUCAGAGGAUGCUUGUCCAUCGGGUGGCGGCUUACUUUGGGCUGGAUCACAAUGUGGAUCAAACAGGGAAAUCUGUUAUCAUCAACAAGACCAGCAACACAAGAAUACCAGAGCAAAGGUUUUGUGAACAUUUAAAAGAUGAAAAAGGUGAAGAAUCCCAGAAGCGGUUUAUCUUGAAGCGAGAUAACUCUAGUAUUGAUAAAGAAGACAAUCAGUCAGUUUGCUCCCAGGAAAGCCUUUUUGUGGAUAACAGUAGGCUCUUGGAAGACAGUAACAUAUGCAAUGAGACCUAUAAGAAAAGACAGCUCUUUCGGGGCAACAGGGAUGGCUCGGGGAGAACAUCCGGGAGUCGACAGAGCAGCUCAGAGAAUGAGCUCAAGUGGUCGGACCACCAGAGGGCCUGGAGCAGCACAGACUCAGAUAGCUCCAACCGCAAUCUCAAGCCCACCAUGACCAAGACGGCCAGUUUUGGGGGCAUCACGGUGCUGACCCGGGGUGACAGCACAUCCAGUACCAGGAGUACCGGGAAGCUGUCCAAAGCAGGCUCCGAGUCUAACAGCAGCACAGGCUCCUCGGGGUCUCUGCCCCGCACCCACGCACCCCUGCAGAGUGCGCCCCUGGCUGCGGGCGUGGCCGCUGGCUCUCCCAGCUGUGUGCCCUAUCCUGAGAGUGGAGCAGGGGGCCAGCCAGCCCCCAGCACCAGCUACAUCCUCCUUCCCCUCGAAGCUGCGACAGGCAUCCCGCCCGGAAGCAUCCUUCUCAAUCCGCACACAGGCCAGCCCUUUGUGAAUCCCGACGGAACCCCUGCAAUAUACAACCCCCCCACCAGCCAGCAGCCCCUGCGAGGGGCGAUGAUGGCGCCAUCCCAGCAACCGCCGCCACAACAGCCUUCUCCUCAGCCCCAGCAGCAGGUGCAGCCACCGCAGCCCCAUAUCGCAGGCCCACUGGUCACUCAGUCGGUGCAGGGGCUGCAAGCUUCCUCCCAGUCCGUGCAAUACCCAGCGGUCUCUUUUCCUCCCCAGCAUCUCCUGCCUGUGUCUGCAACGCAGCAGUUCCCCAUGAGAGACGACGUGACGACACAGUUCACCCAGAUGAAUCUGAGCCGGCAGUCCUCAGGAGAGACUCCGGAGCCCCCACCUGGUCCCGUCUACCCGCCGUCCCUCAUGGCACAGCCAACCCAACAGCCGAGCUAUGUCAUUGCCUCUACAGGCCAGCAGCUCCCUACAGGGGGGUUCUCAGGCUCUGGACCUCCCAUCUCCCAGCAAGUCCUCCAGCCCCCUCCCUCUCCACAGGGAUUUGUCCAACAGCCUCCACCUGCUCAGAUGUCCGUGUAUUACUAUCCAUCUGGUCAGUACCCUACCUCAACCGCACAGCAGUACCGGCCCCUGGCCUCCAUUCAGUACAGUACUCAGAGGGCUCAACAGAUGUCCCAGGCAGCACAGCAAGCAGGUUACCAGCCAGUCUUGUCUGGUCAACAGGGGUUCCAAGGCCUCAUAGGAGUGCAGCAGCCGCCCCAGAGUCAGAGCGUGAUGAGCAACCAGCCAGGAGCUCCGGUGCAAAGCGUGAUGGUCUCCUACCCAGCAAUGUCUUCUUAUCAGGUGCCAAUGACCCAGGGUUCUCAAGGACUGCCCCAGCAGUCAUACCAACAGCCAAUCAUGCUACCUAACCAGGCAGGUCAAGGGUCACUCCCAGCCACUGGAAUGCCUGUUUACUGUAAUGUCACACCGCCGACCCCUCAGAACAACCUUAGGCUGAUUGGUCCACACUGCCCCUCCAGCACUGUCCCCGUGAUGUCGGCUAGCUGCAGGACAAACUGUGCAACUAUGAGCAACACCGGGUGGCAGGUCAAAUUCUGAGUGCUCUGGCUGUGGUACAUUUCUUGUGAUCCUCCUCAUGGCCUUUAAGGGAAGAGGAGCAAGGUGGGAGACUGGCUGAGGACUUAAGUAUUCACUCAACACUCAAAUGAUUGCUGCUGGUAUUCUGUAAAAAAACAAAAACAAACAAACAAACAAAAAAAACAAAGACUAAUACACACAUUAGCUGGUUAAUGGUGCAUAUUUCUGUCAUGUCUGCUAGGUAUGCCUUUAUAGCUUAGCUAGUGACAUGAAUUCAUCAAGGUAAGAUUUUCUCCUACCACUGAAUACCACUGUGUAGAUUAUAAUAUCCCUAAUUUGGAUUAUUAGUUUUGUACUUUGUGUUGAGUUUGUGAUGCUAAAAGUAUUUAAAAAUUAUAUACUGAAAUCACAUUGUACCAAAGCUGUAAUGGAAAAGAAAAGAAUUGAUGAAUGGAAGGAAUAAUUUAUAUACAUUAUAGAGUUUUCUUUUUUAAUGGAUAUAUACUGUAUUGUAGUGUUUAAUCAAAAUAAAACUAUUUGACCUUAUGGAGGAAGGUCAUGUUUUUA
Molecule: messenger RNA, 3317 nt
Organism: Enhydra lutris kenyoni (northern sea otter)
Lineage: Eukaryota; Metazoa; Chordata; Mammalia; Carnivora; Mustelidae
Product: cAMP regulated phosphoprotein 21
Exons: 19
Coding region: 339-2771 (810 amino acids)
Cellular component (GO): cytoplasm
Molecular function (GO): nucleic acid binding
Source: RefSeq, a predicted model, not a curated record